Messenger RNA from Oppia nitens, 453 nucleotides. RefSeq lists its product as uncharacterized. NCBI's taxonomy places the organism in Eukaryota, Metazoa, Arthropoda, Arachnida, Sarcoptiformes, Oppiidae. The coding region runs from base 1 to 453 and encodes 150 amino acids. The record is from RefSeq and is a predicted model, not a curated record. The transcript has a single exon.
AUGAAUUUGUUAGAUCGGGUUAAGUCUGUCAUCAAAAUAUGCCGACUAUCGCUACUUAUGCUUAACUCAGUGGCCAUUGUGUUUGCCCUGUAUUUUAUGAUAUCCCACAAGAAUCUGGUCAAUAAAAAUCUGGUUAUGGCUCGUGAAGUACUCAUUGGUUACGGUGUGAUCACAAUAAUCGUAGCAUUGCUAGGCAUAGGUGUGGCCGUAUAUGGAGGCAAACACAAAAAGAGACGUCACUAUCGGUUAGCUUUUUUGUUUGCAAUACUGGCAACCCUUUUGAUGGUCAGUGCGAUCAUUGUGUCGGCGAUCUAUGUCCGCAAUAUGACCGCCGGUGACAUUGUCUUUACUGUUUUACUUGUUUUGUUUGAACUAAUAUUACUACCCAUUGCUUUUGGAUAUCCAUUAGUUUUGAAAAAAGUGCGAACUCUUAAGAGACUUAAUUUAAUUUAA